This is a messenger RNA of Anopheles nili, 4133 nucleotides long. RefSeq lists its product as uncharacterized. NCBI's taxonomy places the organism in Eukaryota, Metazoa, Arthropoda, Insecta, Diptera, Culicidae. The record is from RefSeq and is a predicted model, not a curated record. Bases 1 to 2832 code for a protein of 943 amino acids. The transcript is spliced from 3 exons.
AUGGCGGCGAAUCGCAGGCACUUCUCCUCUAAAGAGGACGUCUCGAAAGAGGGCGAUGAUGGUGGUGGCAGUGAGGAAGGUGGUGGUGGUGGUGAUAGUGGCGGAGUUGGACCACCAUCUGAGCCGAGUAAGGAUGGCAAGGACGAAGUGGACUAUGUGCUGACGUCCUCCAAGGCAACCGGUCCUUCGGUGGUGGUUAAAAAGGACGACACCACGAGCUCGAAAGCGACCGGUGUGACGCUCGAUAAGUUCAACAUAUUUCACCUUCGCCGCAGACCAAAAAGUGACCCCGGCACGGGACCGAUCGCGAAGCACGCCGCUGGCCAGAAGAUGGCACCACCAGUGCCACAAAGUGCCUCGGCGAUUGCUGGAUCAGAUGAGACGCUGAAGAAGAAAAAGUCGCGCUUCGUCAAGAGUGCCUCGAUAGCGCGCAUCUUCGGAAACACCUACAAUACCAAAAAGUACGACGACAGCAGUGCGCUGCUGAAGCUGCAGCAGUUCAAACGGAGCUUCCUGAAUAGUGAGAAGUUCCACAAGAAGGAUAGUGGAGCUGGCGCGACAGAGGAUCCCGAAGAGAGCGAAAUACAGAUCGGAGACGCCUGUUAUGUGAACGAUAGCGAGACCAGCGCAAAGGCGAUCAAGUCGAUCACGCGCGGGCUUGGCCGGUUGCUGCGGCGAAACUGUCACAGCAUCGACAUCAGCCGGCCGGAUCCGGAGUACAAGGUGUCUUACCUCGGCAACGUUCUUACCGGAUGGGCGAAAGGCGAUGGAUGCGUGGAAAAACCGCUGGCAACACUGUGGCGUAACUACACGCAGAACAGCAAACCGGACGUGAUGAUGAAGCUGUGCCUGUGCCCAUCCGGUUUGAAGGCUACCACCCGGCAGCACGGUCUCACCGAGUACUGGUCGCACCGGAUCACCUACUGCAGCUCGCCAAAGAACUACCCGCGCGUGUUCUGCUGGAUCUACCGGCACGAAGGCCGCAAGCUGAAGCAUGAGUUCCGCUGUCACGCGGUCAUCUGUUCCAAAGAAACCAUCGCCCAGGAGAUCAGCACCAUCCUGAAGGAAAACCUAGCCAAAGCCCUGCGUGAGUUCAAGCGCGACAAACUGAACCGCCAGAACGCGCGUCUCAGUCUGGCGAACAGCGUGUACGAUAACCCGAGCAUGCCCCGGCGCAAGAUCAUGCUGAGUGUUGGGGCCAACAACUACCGGCCGCCGCUUGAGCGCUCUAAAUCCGCUCCCAAGCUGAUGGCCAUCGAGGAGAUGAUCGGUGAGGAGGAUGAAGAUGAGGACGAACCGCAGGAAGGCGCACGAGUCUGCAAGCAGGGUGCGGCUGGGUCUCAAGCUGGGGCUCUAGAGGCGUGUUGCCGAGAGGAUGCCCUGUUUCCCUCGACGACACUCGGCCGACGGCGAUGUCGACGUGGUCACUCGAUCCGGCGAUCGCGGUUGCGCAACUCCUUUAAAUCCCCCAAGGAUGUAGAGGCGAAGGUGCCGCUCAAGAACGAGAACAUCGUGCACAUCAGCCCGAUGAACAAGUCGGUCGAUUCCAUUCUGGACACCAUCAGUCAGGAAGACGGCGAGGAAGACGAAGAACCGGAAGAUGGCGAGUCUCAGGUGGAUACGGAGAGCGCCAAGGACGCGAUGGAUCCGGCAUCGUCCAGUUCGAAGUCGACAAAAUCGAUCAAAGGGCCGAAAUUGUCCCACGCCUCCGACUCGUCCGAGGAUGACUUCGAGUCGUUCCUGGCGCACUAUAACUACAACUCCAGCGAGCCGCUCUCGACGGAGCUGAUCUCGUACUUCGACAUGAAGCUCAAUCCGACGGCCGUCUGCAGCAUGCAUGAUCUGUCGCAGCACCACGGCAGUUUGCCAGUGACGCUGGAGGACACGCAGCGACUGGCGCUCAGCUUAGAUGACCUGGAUCAUUACUCGCUGCCAGGAAUCGGUGUUGGAGAUGCAACCUCGGAUGAUCACGGCUCCCGGAAGGACCGCGAGGAAGAACUCACAUCGGAUGAGGUGUUCUUCAACCAAGACGAGGUGCUCGAGAUGCUACGUACGGCGGCCGAAUCUGCGUCUGUCUCGCACCAUAGGCAUCUCUCCGAUGAGCGGCUUCGACAUUCCGGAUGUAUGCACGCUGAGGACGACACGGCGCCACCUUCGUUGUUGUGCGUAACGAGUAAGCUGCAGUCGGUCGGUGGUGCAACCCACCAUCACCAUCCCGACAGUGAUGAGGGUUCGAUAUCGAGUGGAUGUGAAACCUCCAGCACGGUCACGACCAAUACGGAUGAUUCCGGAGCUAGCGGAAAUGGGGCCGUGGGUCGGAAUGGCACCGUUGCCUCUCUCGGCAAACCCGGUUCGGUUCUGGAGCGAGUGCGUAGCUUCGAGCAACUGGCCGAGAACCAGGUCAUCCAUGUACCGCUUGGGGAGCGCACUGGCCAUCAACCGGCAGGAUCCGGAUCAGCCAACCCCACGAACUCCCCGGAGCUGAUGUUCAAGCGCAGCAUUACCUUCCCUGCUCCCGGUGUUAAGUCGAGCUUCCUCAUGCCGAUGUCGAUGUCCGGCAGUGUCGCGGGACGGCCCGGUUCCGAACCAAUCGAUUCACCGCUGGACUCCUUGAACGAUCCGGUCGUUGUGGCGCAAACGGAAGAGCCCCAUCUGCAGGCUACCACCAAGCCGAGGGUGCGCCAGAUGCGCCUUAAGUCGACAGUGGCCGCCGUCAAUACCGAGCUGAUCAACCACCUGCAGGCGAUCGAUUCCGACUCCGAGUUCAGCGACGAGUCCGGGUACGUGGAGUUUCAGGAUAACCAACCGUCGAUCAAGUCGGUGACGGCCUGAGCUGAGGCGAUCGUGUUGCGUACCGUUAGGUAAAACACCCGUCUUUUUAGCUGUUUUAUAUUUUCGGACCAUUCAUGUUACGCUCCGCUGAGGAUGAUUAGUAUUUUUUACAUGCAUACCUUCUCUAGCUGCAUUAGCUUACCUGGCUAUCGUCAUUAUUGUAUUAGGGCACUAAUUUAAUCCUGUAAGGCAAAGUCGGCCACGCGAAAUGCUUCCACAUGGCAAAGCGUGUGUUUGAAAGAAUGGAAACGCAAGUGAAAAUAGGAAAGAACGUACGUUUAUAAUUAGACAGUGCAGUGAACUUAGGUUUACCAAGUAGAAUAAUUUUUGUUAUACUCCCUAACUUCUCUACAUUGUUGUACAGUGUGACAAGAAGGUGCGAUCCCAUGCAGGACAGAUCGGAUAGGAAUGGAGAGUUGUGAAAAGUAAGCAAGUGCAGGACGUUUCGUCAAGCAGUUAUCCUAUCCGGUAGCUGUUUGUUGUUAAUGAUUUAGCUUUACAGUACAGUUUACUUACCUAUAGCAUAUAUCUUUUGCGUAUAUCGACCGUCAUCACAGCCGUUAAAGUUUCCGGGAGAUUGUCUGUUACUCGAUGAAGAACAGCUUAUCUCCAGGACCGGUUGUGCAGAACGAUUAAUUCAGAUACCAAAUAAAUUAUUGUGUAACCUUUAUCUACAUCUCAAGACAGCGGGAAAUGCUUGCUCCUAGCGUUUGCAGGAAAAGUUGUGUUAAUAGAUUUUCUGCACACGAGGGUUAAGUGUUUGCUUCAGCGCAUCUCAGUCAGAGACUAUGUCCUCUUAUUGGUGGGGGGAAGGCGCAAACCUUCAUCACCAGGGAACAGCGUGAUCAUCUCCUCAAACAUCAUCCUAAUUUGCUUCUUCCAUUAGGUGAGGUGCUGUACUCUGCCACAUAUGGGGACAAGUAGACUGCAAUCUGCCCAACGUACAAGACGGCACGUCGAAGGCAGCACGCCUUUUGACAUGGCUUAACAUAAUUCGCAUUAUGGGAACAAGGGGACACUAUUGAUAACGUACAGUUAACUGCGGGAGCAAGGGCAACUAAUGCUAAAUCGCAUGAUGAAUUAUGCUGACAAGGAAUCAGCGGAAGUGGAAUCACGAACGAGUGUAGCUGGAAAACCAAGACAUUAGACUAUUAAGCCAGUGGAAUUGUUGUUUUUUCUCUACUCCACGGGGAUCGCGUUUACGGAUCUGGGCGGAAAGAGUAUAUUUAUUGGUACCCACGUUCGAAAAUGUUAUUCUUCCUUGUAAUUGUCAAAAGUUUCUAUGAAAAAUAAAACUUUGA